AUGGCCAAGACACACGAUGAAAAGGGUCAAAACAGGUCAUUGGUGUUUGCCACCGUGUCAUUCUACCUUGUUGCGGCGUUGGCGAUGGUUAUGGCCAACAAAUGGGUUCUAAACACUACCGACGCGCCGCUGUUUUUCUUGUUCACGCAGCUUCUGAUUGCGGUCGUACUCUUCGUAGCAGUCAAUGCAUUUGGCCUCAUGCAGGUUCCCACUGAGCUCGACCCUGUUAUCGUGAAGCAAAUGGGUCCCAUGGUAGGGCUUAACGUGGUUGGCCUCAGCUUCAGCAACUACACCCUCAAAUACGUUGAUGCAUCCUUCUACCAAGUUGCUCGUGGCCUGGUGCUGCCCUUCACCGUGCUUACUUCACUGCUCGUUUUGCAUUCACGCCCUUCGACGCUCGCGUCGUUUGCUUGCGCCGUCGUCACCGCCGGCUUCUUUGUUGGUGUCUUUCUCGACGGAACGCCGAUAUCUGGGACUGGCAUCUUCUUCGGUGUUGCGUCGUCGGCUAUCACGGCGACGCACUCUGUUGUCAUCAAAAGGAGUCUCGCUGCUGUGCAAGGCAGCGCGUUGAAGUUGUCUUGGUACAACAACCUGCUCAGUGCAGCUAUCCUGGCACCGUUAAUCAUCCUAGCUGGCGAAGGUCCCUCGGUCUGGAAUCUUCUGUUUGGUCCGGACACGAGCGGCAAACUCCUGACCUUCGUUUGGGGAUCUCUCAUUACUGGCGUAUUCGGUUUCCUUAUGAGCAUUGCCAGCUUACUCUCCAUCAAGGUCACGUCUCCUAUCACGCAUAUGGUUUCCUCCGCCGUGCGCGGCGUAGCCGCCUCCUUCCUUGGUGUCUGGUUGUUCCAUGAUGUAAUCACCACUGGACGUGCAGCUUCUAUCGCCACUAUUCUCGCUGGCUCCAUAUGGUACACCUGGGUGAAGCAUAAUGAGUCACUUGCACCGGCCCCCCCGCAGCAUACCCGCGGCGUGUCGUAUGAUCGCGUCCCCAUGGAGGAGAUGGAAAACGGGCGAGCUUCAGGACCACAAACCAAGGCCGAGUGAUGUGCGGACGUUGCCUCGCCUUCCCGUCAUUACACUGAGGAACAGAGAACACGGUCGUAGACUAAGUGCCAGCGGAACAGACAAAAUUCUUAGAGACACGACACAUCAUCGUAUGACAACCACGUUUAGACAGGACAGGGACGUGAUCCAACGUUCACAGUCAGUCUCGGCGCGGAUACAAUCACCCCUAGUAUAAUGAAU
Punctularia strigosozonata HHB-11173 SS5 is the source of this 1245-nucleotide messenger RNA. RefSeq lists its product as uncharacterized. Gene Ontology annotation, cellular component: Golgi apparatus. The transcript is spliced from 7 exons. Bases 1 to 1044 code for a protein of 347 amino acids. The record is from RefSeq and is a predicted model, not a curated record. Gene Ontology annotation, molecular function: antiporter activity. Gene Ontology annotation, biological process: GDP-fucose import into Golgi lumen; protein O-linked glycosylation via fucose. NCBI's taxonomy places the organism in Eukaryota, Fungi, Basidiomycota, Agaricomycetes, Corticiales, Punctulariaceae.